GAGGAGCUGCACCAGCACAGGUGAGGUGAGACGACAGACGUCACGUGACCAGAGGUUCAACGUCCAGGUGAGACGGCGGGAGUCAGACAGACAGCUGCUGUUCGUGACAGAACACACAGCAAACAACGAGCUGGCAUGUAGUUCACGGAAUAAAUCUCUUCAUCAUGAAUUCAAGCGGUGGAUCAAGCCUAUCAGGCGAUGAAGAUAAGACUACUAUUUUAUCUUGGAUCUACAUCUCGACUUUAAGUUUAAGUCUGAUAGGUAGUUGUUCGGUCAUUGUGGUUUCCAUCAUAAAGAGAAGGCAUCUCAAUGAACAGGCAAAGCCUCUUCUUCAGCUGACACUGGCAGAUUUCCUGGCAUCGCUUGUUUUGAUGAUCACAGCCAUAAUUAAUUUACCCCAUAAAAUUUGGUCGUUCAGUGGAGAGAUGUGCAACUAUGGAUUGCCUUUGUCUUUGGCCUUCUACUGCGUCUCGUUUCUGCUUGUCAUCAUUUAUGCCUGUGAGUCAGCGCAUGCGUUUCAAGGAUGGAGGGAAAAACCAGUGCAGGAAGCCUUUGAAACCCAGUUAGCACAGUUAUCACUCAGAAGGAGGAGGUUUUGUCUGACCUAUGUUAUUGCGUGGCUUGUACCAAUAAUUGGAUACUUUAUCUACAUUCGUACCGUCCAUUAUAUGGAAGCUACUGUUACGCCAGCACAGAUGCCAACCGUCAGCAGUGGAUCCACCGCCAGGUUCUGCAACAGCUGCAUUCUCUUCCUGCAUCUCACAAAUGACUCUUGCAUAACAGUGGAUGCAGCUCAUGCUAAGUUCAUUCAAAUUUUCACAUUGAGCAGUGUGUUGACAGUCAUCAUCGUCUGCACAGUGGUGUACUGUAAGUUAGAGAGCUCUUAUAGGCGCUAUGAGAACACAAGCCUGAUCUCAAGGAUACAGAGACAUCCAGGUGGGAUUUGGCCUUCGGCUCGAUAUAUGAUCCUUGUUAUCAUUUUCUGCUGGGUACCAGCUCUGCUUCUCAUCUGUCUGUCUUUCGCACAACCUAGGAUAAAACCUCUCUUCCCUCUCUUUGUCAUACAGGCGCUGUCAGUGUCACUCCAGGGUUUUCUGAACAGUAUUGUGUACGCAUGGAGACGACGCAAUUUCAGAGACGCCGUGCUGGGGGAACGUAUGCCUCUCAUGGCAAAAGCCUUCUUUGACCAAUCGUUAAAUGAGCCAUCAUGAAAUCACAGAAAUCAUGUACAUGUUAUGUGUGUAAAAACAUAUGAGUUUUCUUUUACAAAUAUGUUUGCUUAAAUGUUUUCUAUUUAUUUUUACAUAUAUAUUUGUGAUAACCGUUGAUAGGAAAUGUUAUAUAUUUUGCUGCCUGCAGAACAGUAGUCUACUUAAAAUACAUAAAACAAUA
This is a messenger RNA of Cyprinus carpio (common carp), 1392 nucleotides long. Its product is annotated as transmembrane protein 116-like. Gene Ontology annotation, molecular function: G protein-coupled receptor activity. Gene Ontology annotation, cellular component: plasma membrane. Lineage: Eukaryota; Metazoa; Chordata; Actinopteri; Cypriniformes; Cyprinidae. The record is from RefSeq and is a predicted model, not a curated record. Gene Ontology annotation, biological process: adenylate cyclase-activating G protein-coupled receptor signaling pathway.